Messenger RNA from Oncorhynchus mykiss (rainbow trout), 771 nucleotides. Lineage: Eukaryota; Metazoa; Chordata; Actinopteri; Salmoniformes; Salmonidae. The record is from RefSeq and is a predicted model, not a curated record.
GUUCGUUGACUGUUAGCCAUGACUUCCGAAACAAGUGGACGCGUUGUUGUGGAUGCGCUAUUGGUCGUUCCAAAUGUUUUCCAUCAUUAAUAGUGUUUCCUCAAACGCGUUGCACUUCUUUAUACAGUAAAUGUAAACCUUAUCCAUCUCCUCAACUAGUUGCACAAUGGCAUAUGGAAGCGGUAAGGAGGCUCCGAAAGAAGGGGACUUCAGGAUGCCUGGCCUUAGAGGAGCGAAGACCACCACGCUUUUCCGAUCUGUCAACCCUGAGCUCACCGUUAGACCCGGACUUCAUGCUGCAACCGGAGGAUGCGAAGACUGUGGCCAGCAAGAAAAAAGAUGAGGUACUGGUGGAAGUGAGGGCAGUGAUGAUAUCCAGCAUCACUGGCAACAUCGAGAAAACCCGAAGGGAGGAGAUGGAUAUUGCCCAACGCAACAUAGACAAGGCGGAGGGGCGGUACAAGGCAGAACUAACUACCUUGAAGGAGUCAACACAAGCACUGGAGACUCUGCUGGACAAGACCAUCAGGGACCUCCGUACAGCUGUAGCCGAUAAGCAAGUAUAUAUGGAUGACCUGGAAGAAACAAGGGCAGCAUUUCAACAUUUCAUCAAUCAGCAGUUUAAAGAAUUGAAGCCUGAUCAAGCUGACUUUAUCCUACCAUCAAAGAAAUGUACAGGUUGAAUGACAAGUGAACGAAUAGAAGCCCAGAAAAGCAUGCUCUCUUUGGCUCAUCACAAUUGGUCAACUAAUAAAUCUGAUUAUCCACAUG